Molecule: messenger RNA, 636 nt
Organism: Fusarium vanettenii 77-13-4
Lineage: Eukaryota; Fungi; Ascomycota; Sordariomycetes; Hypocreales; Nectriaceae
Exons: 3
Coding region: 1-636 (211 amino acids)
Biological process (GO): ribosome biogenesis; snoRNA guided rRNA pseudouridine synthesis
Cellular component (GO): box H/ACA snoRNP complex
Molecular function (GO): box H/ACA snoRNA binding
Source: RefSeq, a predicted model, not a curated record
AUGUCUUUCCGAGGCGGUUCGCGAGGUCGGGGCGGUAGCGGCUUUGGCGGUCGCGGAGGCGGCCGUGGAGGUUUCGGACAGCGAGACAUGGGUCCUCCUGCUCAGAUCCUCGAGAUGGGCAAGUUUAUGCACGCGUGCGAAGGCGAAAUGGUCUGCGAGUCCAUCAACCCCAAGGUGCCUCACUUCAACGCGCAAAUCUUUCUCGAGAACAAGACGGCCGUCGGCAAGGUCGACGAGGUCCUCGGCCCCAUCAACCAGGUCUUCUUCACCAUCAAGCCCACCGAGGGCAUCCAGGCCACCUCUUUCAAGGAGGGCGACAAGUUCUACAUCGGCUCCGAGAAGCUCCUGCCCCUCGACAAGUUCCUCCCCAAGCCCAAGCCCCCGCCUGGCGCUCCCAAGGUGAAGCGUGCUGGUGGUGGUCGUGGCGGUCCUCGUGGUGGCGGCCGUGGUGGUUUUGGUGCUCGUGGAGGUGGUCGUGGUGGCUUUGGCGGUGGCCGUGGUGGUCCUCGGGGUGGUUCUCGAGGUGGCUUCGGUGGCCGAGGAGGUGGUCGCGGUGGCAGCGGUGGUUUCUCUCGGGGUGGCAGCGGCUUCGGUGGUGGUCGAGGACGUGGUGGUUUCAGCCGAGGUGGCCGAUAA